Molecule: messenger RNA, 7044 nt
Organism: Tympanuchus pallidicinctus (lesser prairie-chicken)
Lineage: Eukaryota; Metazoa; Chordata; Aves; Galliformes; Phasianidae
Gene: CAPS2
Product: calcyphosine 2
Exons: 18
Coding region: 233-1996 (587 amino acids)
Molecular function (GO): calcium ion binding
Source: RefSeq, a predicted model, not a curated record
AGGGGACGCUUGCGGCGGCCGCCCUCCUCCGGCCCUCUCUGGUUUGCUCGGCGUUAGCUGCGUUGCGCUCCGCCUGAGGCUUCGUUGGGAGGGCCGGGGCCGUGCCGGGUAGUUUGUGCCGAUUUGUGUCGAACGCCUCGAGAAAGGUGAGUAUGGGAGGCCGCCUCAGCGAGUCCCGCGCGGCCGGCUGCGCACACAGCGCGUUUGUUCUGAAGGCUGUCACUGAGUUUGUAUGGAUUUGGAAGUGAGAGGAAUUGCUGCAUCCCCUCGAAGGCAGACUCAGCUGUUGUCGAGAGAGAAGAAAUGUCAGGGUUGGAGACCAGAUACACGUGCUGCUCGGGGUCCUCGCCCCCCAGAGGUGCCGUGCCUAGAUCUAGGGAGGCUGGGAGAUUCUGAUGAUGAGGAUGGGAACUCUUACGUACCGUGCAGUAGAAGUUUUCCUCACACAGGCUCUCUAAAUUCAUCUUCGGAUUGGAGAACGUCAUUAGAAAUGCCACAUGGGCAGCAGCUACCAUCUCAACAGAAGACACUACCAGAAAAUCUGCCAACCCCUACAGACAAAUAUAAACUGAAGUAUCGUCAGUAUGAAGCAGAUAUGAAGGCAGAGUAUAAGCAGCACACUGAGAGAACUGCAGAAAAGAAAAAAAUCCACCUCCAAUGUCCAGAAGCUUCAGUAAAGGGUUCACAGUUUGAAGAUGGGCACAAUGAUGGUCUUACAGCUCUUGAUGAGAAAGCUCUCCUGCAACAAUGCUACACAAGCAAGCCCUACAAUGUGCAACACAGUAUGAGGAAAUCAGAAGCUGAGGAUGUUGCUGCAGAGAGAAAGAAACAGGCUGUGGUAGAACAAGUGAUGCUAGAUCAGUUAUGCAGAGCUGUCAUAAGUGAUCCAGAACAAUCCACACGAGGUGAUGUUUCCAAGGAAGCUCGUGGACAUUUGGGUCUUGGGACUGCACCCAUGCGUUUUAGAAAAAGAACACUGCAUGAAACAAAAAUAAGGACGAAAUCAGGAUUAACUGAAAACAUGCUCUCUAACAAGCUACGCUUUGAUAGUAGGAUUAUAUCCAGAAAUGGUCGUGAUGCUUGUAGAGACUUGAUUGGAUUCUUUUUUACAUGUGACAAAUCCCUUACUGUAUAUGAAUUCCGACAGUUUGGAAAAAAUAGAACAAAUGCCUUGCCUUUCAUUCAGAAGGGAGUUUAUCAACAUCAGCGAGGACAAAAGAAGGGAGAAGCUUAUGAUCUCAGUGAUUUCUACAUCGGAGCUAACCUAACUUUCCAAAGUGUUGAUCAUAAUCUUCCAAAAAGCAUCAAGCAGAAUCCAAUUCUGACCCUUCGUGUAAUAGGUAUUGAUGAAGCUGCUAUGGAUUUUCUAAAAGAUUCCUCCCUGAAAUUCAACCAAGAAUAUUCUGAGCAAUUGAUUGAUGACGGCAGAGUGUUCAAGAAAAUUCAAGGUAUGCUCAGAGACACUUUAAGUAAAAGAGGAGUUAGAGUUGUAACAGGCUUAGGAAAAUAUUUCCGACACAUAGACAAGAACGGCAGUGGUUUUCUUUCUCAGGCAGACUUUAAAGAAGCUCUAAAACUAUUCCAUUUGGAAGUGUCUGAACAGGACUUUGAAUCCUUAUGGCUUAUUCUUGAUGAUAGCAAGAGUGCUAAAGUCGACUAUGGAGAAUUUAUUCAUGCUAUAGCUGGAGAAAUGAAUGAAUAUCGGAAAGCAUUUGUAAGAAAGGCUUAUAUGAAACUAGAUUUCAACAAAACUGGAAGUGUUCCCAUGGUAGACAUCAGAAAAUGUUACUGCGCAAAGAAACAUCCUCUAGUGUUGGCAGGCAAAGCUACAGAAGAAGAAAUUAAAGUGUCAUUUCUAGAGACAUUAGGAGAAUCCUGCAGCAAUCCUGAAGAAGUGUCCUAUUCUGAGUUUGAAGAUUACUAUGAAGGAUUAAGUAUUGGAAUCACAGAUGAUGACGAUUUUGUUAACGUCUUAAGGAACCCUUGGGGAAUUUAGAGUGGAAGAAGACAAAAAUGAGGGAGAGACUCCUCCUGAACAAAACCAGAGCUACAUAAGGGAGGAUUUGAUCAUGAUGUGCAUUGCUUAAUAAUUAUUGCUUUAUAUUGAUUUCAAGGACUGAAAAUUUUAGAUGCUUUCAGAAUCAUACAAGACAUGGUAAGUUUCUUAGAGUGCCUUUUGAGCAGAAAUGACCACUGUUUUAAUGGAAAUGCUCUUUAUGCACUUUCAUGGCCUGUUCCCCAUACCAGGAGGCAUCAUGCAGUGGAGGUUUAAACAAAGAGACUUAUUUUAAAAGUAAGUCGAAUAGAAUACUAAAAUGUAUGUAUGAGUAAUGCAAGAAAAAAAAAAAGUUUUAUGAUUGUUUUGACAGUGUAGGCACGGUAUCUUUUUUUUUUUUCAGUUUUAUUUUAUAAAAAUAGUAUAAUUGCUCUUAAAACAUUAUUUGCUUUAUUUCUCCUUUACUGUGUUGGUGAUCAGCCUGGAAAAGGCCAUCUUCAUCCAAUUUGGAGGACGUCUGCUGUACUGAAAAUGCAGAGAAGUUCACACAAAUUAGUUUUGAAACCAGUACCCAGCUCAUCUUUACUGAUCUUAUUUUUUCGUCUUGGUCAGGCGUCUGAAGCUGAAUGUUGAACACCAAAGGCUUAAUAAGCACAAGUAUAUUUUUUCUGCCUAUGUUUUGCUAAAUUAUUUUCAAAUCAGAUUUGUAUGUAAAUAUCUGACUUUUCUACUUUGAAUUUCUGAGAGUUUUUUUUUUAAUUAAGCAAUUAUAUCCUUUGUCAGACUAACAUGCAGAACUUCGUGUCUAAUUUAAAAGUAUAGAUCAGAAAAAUCUGUAUUGAAAGAGCACCAUUGCACCAAAAACUAAAUUCUGAAUUAAAAUAUUUCUUACUACUUCAGAUAUUUAGCCAGGUAAGCUUUUCUAUGUAAUACAUCCUUUUAGUUCUGUAAGGUUAAUUGUGUUAAGUAACAAAAAAUGUGUUAUUAACAAAUUAUAUAUGCAUGUAUUGAUACCUUUGGUUUCAGUGUACCUCUCACCAAAAUUAACUGUGUGUUGAACUGGAUUUCUUAAGCUUAUGCAAUUGCAGUAUAUUCCUUUUCCCCUUGCUGGUCUGACCAGUUCUGAAUGUAUAGCUUGGGGUUCAGGGGACUUCCUCUGAAACAGAAUUUGUGUUCUACAGAAAUUUAGGGACAGUGCUGAAAUGAAUGCUAAAAUGAGGGACUUUAGACCCCCUGUGUCUGACUGGUUUGUUCUAGAUACAGCAUUUUUGUGUUCUAAUUACUUAUGUUUUUGUUAUCAUCUGAAUUUCUGUAGCCUGACCUUUCUUGUAAUUAGAAUUGCAGUUUCUGCUCUGAACCUUCAAAUGAAGGAUUUUUUUUUUCCCAGUUCUUUUGAGGCUGCAGAUGUCUGCGUUGGUUUACAAAACAAAGCAAAAUUCUGUCAUUGCUUAUUCUAAGAAGAGUUCUGAUGUGGCUCAUUACAAUCUUUUUAUUCCCCAUUCCUGCUGAAAUUUCUCUUGCUGGUAAGGUUCUGUCAGUUGCUCAUGGAACUGGUGAUUCUGAAAUGGACACGCUCAGCAGAAGCUGCACAGGUCCUAUGUGCUGCAAAUUAAGUGCUUUUUAAAAUUUUUUUUAAGCACAAAACUUGGGUGAAUGAUGUACAUGAAUGAUAUUUCUAUAAUUUUUGUAGUAAUGCUUCUUCAUCUGAAGUCAAAAUUUUAGUUGGUUAAUCUACAAUAAACUCUAAAGGUCAAAAAUUGCCUAAAAAAUGUAAGUAUGUACUCUAGUAAUUCUGAAAAACCUGCUAGGUAUUUCAUUUCUAUUAACUUCAAGGUCAGUUACACAUCAGUGGCUGCCUCUAAACAUCAGCUAUAAUGUCUCUGAAUUUUUAAUGGAGUUCACAAAAGCUCCUGUUUUAAAAAGUCGUCUUCCAUUUGCCUGCUGUUAUUUGUUCUGUCAGCUUAAGAAAGUGGCAAAGAAUUGACACAAACUUCUAUGCAAACCUGGCACACCGUGCUCACAGUUAGUUGUAAAACCAGAAGGACUGAAACCAUAUUCAAACCAAGGUCUGUGACAUCUGAUUCUUUUUGUUUUCUGUAUUGGAAGCAAGCACCCAUCAAUGCUGUCCAUCUUAGUCGGUACUGUUCCUCUUUGGAAAUCAGAUAGCAAAGAAAGGCAGGGCAGCAACGCGAUUCUGUAAACCCCAACAGGUUUUCUUUUUCUCUCAGUAUCUAAUAAGUUUGUUUGUUUGAAGGGGCUUGAAAUCUGCUUCUAUGGUUGAAUUAUUCAGAACUGAGAAUAACCAACCAUUGUGAUCUGUAUUGCUGUGUUCCAGUACUCAGAAAAGCUGUCAAAAGAUGUUCUUAGUAGCAGCGGUCUCAAUGCUCUGCUUAAUUGUGUUCUGAUUUGUUCUUUUUUAAUUGUGAAUCAUUUGAUGAACCCAAAGCCUUUUCUUUGGUCAAUGCUUUGUAACUUUAACACUUUCUGGAUAUAUCUGCUGGGGCUUAAUGCCUCUAAAUGUGUUUGAACAAAACUCUUUUCUGUAUUUCCUGCCUUAGUAUCUCAAAGUUGCUUAUGUUUUCUGAAUUAGAAUGUGUUUUUAAACAUGGUGUUCUCAGCCACAGAACUGGCUUCUUUCCUUAAAAUUACUAAAAACUAGUGGUCUUAAUGACAGCCUAAUUUAAACUUAUGCUAAGAAGUCUUAGCAGUCUGAUGUAAUUGAGAAUAGGAGAAGUCCAUUAUGCUGCAAGCAUGUUUUGUCCUAAGAAAUGCAUGCACUCCCAGAAGACAAGUGAAAAUUAAUGAAGUGAUAUAACUUCUCAAUCUUAAGGUCUGAGACCAUUUCAUCAAGCAAAUGUGCACUGGUAAUACUGGCUGGAAUGUUUGUGGACAUUUUAAGAAGCAAAAUACAAGCACCUGUACAAAUAAUCAGAAUUUUCUCUUUUGUCAGUUAAUGGAAAUGUAGCAUCCUCACCUGGGAUAGCUCUGGUGGUAAGAUAAGGUGUUCUGACUGAUUUACACACACAAACUUAUUUUUCUUCCUUAAGAGCCACGGCCAGAUGAUCAAAUUCUAUUCUCCUUCAGGGACAGCAUCCCUGCUAAAACGUGCGCACUGAGGUAUUCUUUAGUUUGUGUCUGGUUUAGAACAGGUUAUCUCUCAUGUAAAACAGAAAGCCUAGAAUUGAUUUCUUCUGUGUUGGUCUACAUAAGCCCAUACAAAAGCAAAACAGGUAAGUUUCUGUGGAAGAAAAGGGGCUGGUACAAAAUAGCGUAAUUUUUUCUGUGUGUAUAACAUCUAAUAAUCUAUUUUUCCUCUCCUUUAUAGUCAUGAAUUAGAGACUGAGCCAAUUCUGUACUGGGCUUUCAUGUUGUUACCUUUGUCUAUUGGAAGCUGAGUCAGGUGGACUCUGCUUUGUAAUCCUGAGGUAUCACCAGUGAUGACAGAGGAAGCUAGCAUUUCCUUCCAGACCCAAACAGGCUGUUUUUUUCCCCACAGGAGUUAUACAUGUAUAUGCACACACACAAACACGCACACACUUCUCCAAAAGUAAUAGCUCCUGUUUAUUUCCAGGGAAGUUACAACAGAUACAAAGAGCACAGUAACACCAUUUGAUAGAGCAAAUUCUCAGGUACAAAACAAUAUUUUUCAAUUCCAUUAGCUAUGCAUUUUCACUAGCAAUGAACAAGAGACCACAUGCCAUGCUUGUAAACAUCAGCACUAGCGCAAGCGACCCACAGUUACCGCUGCUGAAAUGCGCCACCCACUGCCUCAUGGUGAUCACUGCCUCCGGUUGGUCUCCAUCAACAUCCAGCAAGCAUCAGUGAAUGUCAGUAGGUGCAUUUUUUUCUGCAUGGAGGAAUUCAGUGACACACUAUUGCUUCAUAUGUACUUCCACGUCAGCGCCGUUGUGUCAGACUGCCCCUCUGCUGCCAUCUGUCACAGCAACAAAGUGUAAUGGGACACUGGUGCGAAGCUUCAGCCUCUGUGGCCAUACCACCAACAUCUGCCUCUGAUGUCAGGGGUCAACAUAGUAAAAUAAGAGGCACUGCUUUUCAAACAGCCCUUGUGAUGCCCCAGCAUUACCUUGCUGCUGGCUCCUAGGCAGCUUUUGGGAUGGAGAUGACUUACACACAUCUAAAUUUUUGUCUUGGCCACACUAGAACAAGAAAGCUGACCUUAUGGCGAAGCUACUGUUCUUUUUUGUUUUGUUUUGUUUUUUAGCUUUCGAAAACAUCAAGCAGUUAUAUGGUCUGGCUGCAAGCAAGUAUAAUGGAGAGGGUAGAGAGUGAAUGGAGAUGAACUAAAGCAAAUACAUAAAAAAGAAAAAAAAGCAAAAGACAUCAAAUAAUAGUACUUUUAGGGGCAGUAGGGGAGAUGAAACAGUAGAAAGGCAGCAGGGAUUUGCCUUGAUGGAAGCUGGGAGCUAAACUCAGUAGGAACUGAUUAAUUCAGAUUCCAAAUGUCUCUGUUACAAGGGUCCCUCUCAGUGUCAAGGAUACUUGUGGUGUCUGUUUUUUUUUUUUUUUUUUUUUUUUUUUUUUAAUCCUGCCUCUGGGGCUAUUGAUAACUCCAUGUCUGUUCUUACUUUGAGGUUUGGCCAGGGCCCUCACAAAACUCGCUUUGGUAGGAAAAUGCUGUGGGGGAAGCCUACUUUACCUUGCUUUACACUUUAUGUGAGGAAACCCUGGGCCACUAUAGGAGUGUGCAUGUUAAAAUCAGUGGAAACUAAAAUAGCAGCUUCAGUGAUCUAUCUUAAGCACUACUCCCUUUUCUUACAACCUAUGCUAAGUAAGUGCACAAUUAAUGACUCCUAUGACUAAUUCUUAGAUCCUGUGAUUCGUCUUGGCAUGAAUUAGAUCCUGUACUCAUGCUGGUAAAAUUACUCCCCUGAAGUCACUUCCUCUGACGGUAGUAUUCGCCUUGCAGAUGUUAGUCAUUAAGCACAAGCUUCAUCUGUGAGGAUUGCACUUGUUUUCAUGCAGUAGAUGUUGUUGAAUUGACCCUUUUUCAACAUUUCAAGACCAAAUAAACACCAACAGAGGUCAAA